This is a messenger RNA of Cuscuta europaea, 2330 nucleotides long. The record is from the annotation of a GenBank genome assembly. Lineage: Eukaryota; Viridiplantae; Streptophyta; Magnoliopsida; Solanales; Convolvulaceae.
AUAAGACUGGCCCAGUGUAGCAAACUGACCGGCCGUAAUCAAGCAAAGACGCGCAACAGCCGAUCGACACAGAUGACAUCCGACGCAUCACGCACCUGACGCACAGAGACUGCAAGUCUGCAACGCCGAUUCGUCGGACGUCGCCGCUCCACGGUCGCUCGCUCCUCCGCUCCGCCGCUCUCAUCGCUGGAGGCCGGACACGCACGGACGCCCCUCUUCUGCUCGUCGUCUGCUCCUGCCCAUCACUAGACUGCUGUCUUCUUCUCUAGAGCCUUGAGGACUCCAAUCUGCUGCUGUUCGUCUGCGCCGGCUGCUCGUCUGCUAAGCCAAGGUAACUAGACAGAAGGUUAAAAGUAGGAGAGCGAUUAGUUUACUUCCUUUUCUGGUAAAUAUUAUGGACAAAGAUGGAAAAUUUCGAUGCGUGGAGUGUGGAUCAUCGGUUAACUCUCUCUACAUCCAAUACUCUCCCGGCAACAUACGUCUCAUGAAAUGCGAGAACUGUAAAGCUGUCGCCGACGAGUACAUUGAAUGCGAAAUCAUGAUUAUCUUGAUUGAUUUUAUCCUACAUAAAAGACAAGCUUAUAGGCACUUGUUCUACAAUAUGUUUACUCGGGAGAAACUUAAUUUUGAGGGAUUAUUAUGGAAAUCACUACUGGUGUUCCUUCUCUUGGAUUCUUAAUGAUGAUUUUAUGCACUAGUCCUAAGGAGAGGAUCUGGCCUACGACCUUUGCUUCACUGACCUCCAUCUACGGAAAGGUUGUGUUUGGAGUCAUCUUUGGGAACCUGGUUUUUCUUGGAACAUUACUAUUUGGCGCAACGAGGUUUCUGGAAUCAAUUGUUAGAAAUUCUGGGUAUAGGUCUGUACUGCUUGUAGUCCUCGUCUCGAGUUACUUAAAGAUCUUCCUUUUGGCCAUGAUGGUAUGGGAAUUUCCUCCUGCUGUUAUUUUUGUUGUUGACAUGCUUGUCAUCUCAUCCAAUACAUUAGCAUUAUCUGUGCUUACAGACAAAGAUACGAUUCAUUGCCUAUGGAUCUGCAUAGCUGCACAAAUGUUGAAGUUACUCAUGGAGCACAGCCUCAUAGGAUUUCCAACUCUCUCCCAGUGCUAUUAAUCUCCCAUGAAGUUACUUUGACUUGGAAAUUUCAAUACAUGGAAUCGGCUUUAGAGGCACUAUGCCAACUGGGUAAUAUGCAUCAUUUGGGGUUCCAUAACUAUAUAGGGGUUGCAAAACUAGCCAUGUUAGAUUUGUUUUGGCACUUUAGAGACAUUUUUUUCAAAACCAUCAAGAAUAAUAUAAUAUACUCUUGAAGCCAUUAAAAAUUGCCAAGUCUACCAAAGUAGUAUUGUUCAAGUUUAGGAUCCAAAUGAAUGUGGUGAAGUAGCAAUUUUUUAAAAUUUAAAAUGCAAAUUACAUUUUUGUAUGAAUAGAAAUGCAGAAGACUAGCAUCUAAAACAAAAUGCAAUUUGGCCUUUUAAAUUUAACAGUUUCACAUUAACCAGGUCCACCAGAUGACUUUAUCAAUCAAGUUUGAUAGUUGCGGGACAAAAAUGCACUCCCCCCAGUAGAUGAUGUGUAUCUGAUCAUUGUAAAUACUCCUUAUGUAAUUUGCAUAUCAUUGUACCACUCACCCCCCUCCCCCCCUCCAGAACGAAAGAAAGAUAGGUGGUUUUAACUUUGUGAGCACAUGAUAAACUAUAUCAAUCGAUAAACUAUAUAAUGUUGUGGUAUGUUUACAGAUACUAUUGUCUACAAGACUACAAAUCAUAGUGUAAAAAUGAGAAAACAAAGCCACACACUCACUGACACACUUGUUGGUUUGUGGGAUUCUGGGUUUAGAGACAAAGCCUUCUCCUACAUGCCUCGAAGGGAAGGGAAUGCUUCCAAGGAGAGUACUUUGAGUAGCCCAACUCCUUAACUAGUUCUUGAAUCAACUCUUUGCAUAUGUAAUCUUGUAAAAGCACUCCAAUAUUUCUAGCCUCUCCAUGCUCACCACAAGCUAUGUCUCUGCAAACUUCCUCCACACUCCUGAGUCCUGACCACUGCUUUGCUGCGCCACUUCACCGAAUCACCGGAGAUGGUCUAAUCACUUCUUCCCGCUUUGUUUGGAAAUGACUUGUUUUCAAUUUCUUGAGGAUAGAGUUAAUAUUUCCAUCUAUGGCUACAUUGUCCGUUGCUUGCGCUGUGCACAAAGAUAAUAAAAAUGUCAAGUCAUCUCACCAUGAACAAAGAUAAGAAUACACGAUACUUUUCCAGUUUUCCUAUCAUGUUGACCAUUUAAGAUGGGAGCUUAUAAGGUGUAAAUAAAAACACAUUUGUUUUAGCAAGAAUAA